This is a messenger RNA of Equus caballus (horse), 2186 nucleotides long. It is a transcript of the gene CBX1, whose product is annotated as chromobox 1. Gene Ontology annotation, biological process: chromatin organization; negative regulation of transcription by RNA polymerase II. NCBI's taxonomy places the organism in Eukaryota, Metazoa, Chordata, Mammalia, Perissodactyla, Equidae. The record is from RefSeq and is a predicted model, not a curated record. Gene Ontology annotation, molecular function: chromatin binding. Gene Ontology annotation, cellular component: pericentric heterochromatin; nucleus.
GCAGGCGGCGGGCAGCGUAGAGUGCGAGGCUCUUUUGUUCGGCAGAGGGGAGGGCUGUUGCCGGGGCCUGCGGUACGCCGCUUCAGUGAGGGGCUCGCCAGCGGCCACCCGGCUUGUUGCAUUUCUGGGCGCCACUCCCCCGGCCGGACGCGACGCGCCAUUAGCGCGGCACCGAUUCCUCUCGGGCUCUUGGGCGCUGCUCUGAGCAGCGUCACCCUUUAUUCCAGAAAGCUGGCGGGCACUAUGGGGAAAAAACAAAACAAGAAGAAAGUGGAGGAGGUGCUAGAAGAGGAGGAAGAGGAAUAUGUGGUGGAGAAAGUUCUCGACCGUCGAGUGGUGAAGGGCAAAGUGGAGUACCUCCUGAAGUGGAAGGGCUUCUCCGAUGAGGACAACACAUGGGAGCCAGAAGAGAACCUAGAUUGCCCCGACCUCAUUGCCGAGUUUCUACAGUCACAGAAAACAGCGCAUGAGACAGAUAAAUCAGAGGGAGGCAAGCGCAAAGCUGACUCUGAUUCUGAAGAUAAGGGAGAGGAGAGCAAGCCAAAGAAGAAGAAGGAAGAGUCAGAAAAGCCACGCGGCUUCGCCCGGGGUUUGGAGCCAGAGCGGAUUAUUGGAGCUACAGACUCCAGCGGAGAACUCAUGUUCCUGAUGAAAUGGAAAAACUCUGAUGAGGCUGACCUGGUCCCUGCCAAGGAAGCCAACGUCAAGUGCCCACAGGUUGUCAUAUCCUUCUAUGAGGAAAGGCUGACGUGGCAUUCCUACCCCUCGGAGGAUGAUGACAAAAAAGAUGACAAGAAUUAACUCUCCUGAGUUCCAGCCCCUGUCGCAUCUGACUGUGGGUUUCAAGUGGAAAGGGAAGGAGUUCUACUUGUCUUGACACCAUAGAGGUGGCUUGAGAAGAUGUCCUUUGAAGAGCGAGUAUAAUUUCUGUGCCCCACAGCAGCCCAAGUGCUUUAAAGCCGUUCCAUGCUGUAUAGUUUGCACACCCAUCCCAGUGGAGGGGAAGGAGGAGAAGUGUUUCAAGGCAGCCCAUUCUGCACUUUGCUGAGAAAAGCAGAGGCCCUUCCAUGAAGGACAGAAUUUGCAGAAUGGGUGUGUGGGAGAGCAGAAAGAUACUGUAGAUCUUCAAAGAGCAUCUCCACAACCCACAGCCUUCUUCCCAAUAGUGUUAACUCUGCAUUUUUACAGCGUAGCAUGUGUGUAGUUUUUGGCUAUUACUGGUGUAUUAUUUGGGGGUGGGAGGGAUGGGGUGGGAAAGAAGGGAGAUGAGUAGGAUCAUUUUUGUUAAAAUUUGGGGCCUGAUUGGGGAAAUGGUGAAACAAUGGAAAGAACAAACAACUAAUGAUGAUUUGGUUCUGUGUCCAGAAUAUUUUAUCUUUUCAAAAAAUGUCAUUGGCAACCUGAAUGAGGACUGUGAGAGACUGUUUAAAAGCUGUGAAUGCCUGAAACUUAGAAGCCAAGGUGUUCCCUGCCUGAGAUUAAUGCUGUUCCAAACAAAGGACUAAGCCAGUUAAUACGUUACCAAAGCUGCUGUUUUGGAGAUGGAAGCUGGUUGAGGAGGGCAAGUCUUUUAUCGGGGCCCAUACACAGGCAGAUCUUCUGUCUCAGAGGUGCUAAUUCUGGAAAUUGACGAGAAGACCCUUUCUUUCCAGUUAUAAAGUUACACAUAUCAGCUCGUCCAUCCAAGCCACUGGCUGAGGUGUUUGGGGAGGGGCAGAGGGAGGUAUAGGAGGUGGGAGAGUAGGGGAAGACAAGGGCCCAUGCUCUUAGGGUGGAAAACUCUUGGAGCCUCUGUUUUUUGAACUUUGAACUCUGAAACCAUUGGUGACAGGGUUUAGUCACUGACAGCACAAGUUCAUUGAAUUACUUCAAGAGUUGAAUGAUUUCAAAAGCCCUGGUCUCAGGAGAAGAUUAGACUUUCAUACUGGGGCAGUGGUUUACUUUAAAACACAAAAGAAAAGAAAACAAAAAAAAAUUUUUUAAUCAUAAGAAUUGACUAAUACCCAAAACGCUGUCUUGAAUCAUGAGAUGUGUCAGUUCUUGGCAUCAUCUAGACUGCAUCUAGAGCUCCAUUGUGAAUCUUUUUAGGCAUGUGUUAGGUUUCUGUGAAAACUUUGUUAAGAUGUAAACUUCAUACCACACUGUCAGUUUUUGUCUUAAUAAAACUAUAGAUUUAUAAUCCUUGA